Messenger RNA from Sinocyclocheilus anshuiensis, 1144 nucleotides. Its product is annotated as tubulin alpha-1 chain-like. NCBI's taxonomy places the organism in Eukaryota, Metazoa, Chordata, Actinopteri, Cypriniformes, Cyprinidae. The transcript has 3 exons. Gene Ontology annotation, cellular component: microtubule. Gene Ontology annotation, molecular function: GTP binding; structural constituent of cytoskeleton. The record is from RefSeq and is a predicted model, not a curated record. Gene Ontology annotation, biological process: microtubule-based process. The coding region runs from base 118 to 1014 and encodes 298 amino acids.
AUUGACCUGGUGCUGGACAGGAUUCGCAAACUGGCUGACCAGUGCACAGGCCUCCAGGGUUUCCUGGUGUUCCACAGCUUUGGUGGUGGAACCGGUUCUGGCUUCACCUCUCUGCUGAUGGAGCGUCUGUCUGUCGACUAUGGCAAGAAGUCCAAGCUGGAGUUCUCCAUCUACCCCGCUCCUCAGGUCUCCACCGCUGUGGUAGAGCCUUACAACUCCAUCCUGACCACCCACACCACCCUAGAGCACUCUGACUGCGCCUUCAUGGUAGACAAUGAGGCCAUUUACGAUAUCUGCCGUAGGAACCUCGACAUUGAGCGUCCUACUUACACCAACCUCAACAGGCUCAUUGGCCAGAUUGUGUCCUCCAUCACAGCUUCCCUCAGGUUUGAUGGUGCCCUCAAUGUCGAUCUCACCGAGUUCCAGACCAACUUGGUGCCCUAUCCUCGUAUCCACUUCCCAUUGGCUACCUAUGCCCCAGUGAUCUCCGCAGAGAAGGCUUACCAUGAGCAGCUCUCUGUGUCUGAAAUCACUAAUGCUUGCUUCGAGCCAGCUAAUCAGAUGGUGAAAUGCGACCCGCGUCACGGCAAGUACAUGGCUUGCUGCCUGCUGUACCGUGGUGACGUGGUGCCCAAAGAUGUGAACGCCGCAAUCGCUACCAUCAAGACCAAGCGCACCAUCCAGUUUGUGGACUGGUGUCCUACUGGUUUCAAGGUUGGCAUCAACUACCAGCCUCCCACUGUGGUUCCAGGUGGGGAUCUGGCUAAAGUGCAGAGGGCCGUGUGCAUGCUGAGCAACACCACAGCCAUUGCUGAGGCCUGGGCUCGUCUCGACCAUAAGUUCGAUCUGAUGUAUGCCAAGCGUGCCUUUGUGCACUGGUAUGUGGGUGAGGGUAUGGAGGAGGGCGAGUUCUCAGAGGCCAGAGAGGACAUGGCUGCCCUGGAGAAAGAUUAUGAGGAGGUCGGUGUUGAUUCUGUUGAGGGUGAGGGAGAAGAGGAGGGCGAGGAGUAUUAAAUGACAGAAUGAAGGGCAACAUGCAAGAACCAUGAAAUGGAAAAAAUCAAGAAGUGGAGAAUAACAACCAAUGAAAAUGAUGUUGUAACAAUUCUUUGCACAUCUGAAAUAAACCACCUUUUCAAACUAA